Malania oleifera is the source of this 1255-nucleotide messenger RNA. RefSeq names its product zinc finger A20 and AN1 domain-containing stress-associated protein 4-like. Bases 482 to 1024 code for a protein of 180 amino acids. Gene Ontology annotation, molecular function: zinc ion binding; DNA binding. NCBI's taxonomy places the organism in Eukaryota, Viridiplantae, Streptophyta, Magnoliopsida, Santalales, Ximeniaceae. The transcript is spliced from 2 exons. The record is from RefSeq and is a predicted model, not a curated record.
GCGCUGAACCUGCAAAAAUGAAGCUGUCACUUAACCCACUAUUUGAAACGCCAAAAACGACCUAAAACAAUUAAUAGAGAGAGAGAGAGAGAGGCGUGUGGAAUCUUCAAUCAACCAAAGGACCAGAGGAAUCCCAAAGCCUGCCCUUCUGGCCUCCUUUUGUUUUGGCUCUUUCCCAAUACCCACCAUUAUUAUUGUUGGAUUCCCCCUCCCUUUCCUUCCUUCUACCCAACGUUUUCUGCCUUCCAUCUUUCUUUCUCUUUCCCUUUCUCUUUCGCUUUCCUUCUGUCUUUCCUUCUUUCUUCCUUUUUCUCCCUCUCCAAACGCCUUCAUUUCUGUUUUCUUCGCUUUUCUGCAUAUAAAUCUCUCGCUGUUUAACGCGACACGCCCCCACAAAUCUAAAGCUCCCCCCGCCUAAUCAGGCCGCGGUUGAUAUUCGAGAUCGUAGUCCUGUGAUACAUACAGAUCGAAGGAGACAGACAUGGCGGAAGAGCAGAGGUGUCAAGAAGGCCACCGCCUGUGCGCCAACAACUGCGGAUUCUUUGGAAGCCCGGCGACGCUUAACCUCUGCUCCAAAUGCUAUGCAGAUUUUCGCCUGAAAGACGAGCAAGCUGCCUCCGCCAAAUUGGCCGUCGAGAAGACCCUAUCCGCCACCACCACCACCACCACCAUGACGAUCGCCGCUUCAUCAUCAUCACCGGCUUCUCCUCCUUCGUUCACGGCGUCUCCAGCGUCUCCGUCCUUCCCGGCUGUGACGUCACCGGACGCAUCCGGCAGGAGGCGGAGCCAUGCGUCGACGGAGAUGGCGGAGGACGGGAAGGCGGAGGUGCCGCCGGGCAGGUGCUGGACGUGCCGGCGGCGCGUGGGGCUAACGGGGUUCAAGUGCAGGUGCGGGAUGAUAUUCUGCGGCGGCCAUAGGUACCCGGAGAAGCACGGCUGCGCGUUCGAUUACAAGGCGGCCGGGAGAGAGACCAUCGCGAAGGCCAAUCCUCUUGUCGUGGCUGAGAAGCUUCGCAAAAUUUAAUCUGUAUAAUUGUGGUUUCUUGAGAAUAUAACUGCGGUGGCGUCGCCGUGAAGCGGUGAAUGAUGGUGUCGCCGCCGUCCUUCGGCCGUUGGCGCGUGGAUGUAAUAAUAUGGGUCUCGGGUUUGCUUGUAGUGCAUGUAUAAUAAUAUGGGCUUUCAUUUGUUUUAUACAAUUAAUUGUUUUUCUAUUUUUCAAAAAAAAAAUGAAAAAAUUGAAAUAUUCUGUGUUCAA